AUGACCAUCCUCAUUGAGCAGCCUGAAUUUGGAGUUGAAGUUGGAACUGAGGCAGGGGAGAAAAAGGUGUUUGAGGAUGAGAAGGAAUUGGUGUUGGACGAUGGAUUAUUUGUGGUGCCACAUACCAACUCAUUUGGACAGACAUUUAGGGAUUAUGAUGCAGAAGGUGAGAGGCAACCAAGUGUGGAGAUUUUCUACCAGAUAAAUCACAUCAACCAGACUUAUGACUUUGUUCAGAGAAUGAGAAAAGAGUACAGCAAAUUGAACAGGGUGGAGAUGAGCAUAUGGGAAUGCUGUGAGCUUCUGAAUGAGGUUGUGGAUGAGAGUGAUCCGGACUUAGACGAACCUCAAAUCGAGCACUUGUUGCAAACAGCUGAAGCCAUUAGAAAGGACUAUCCCAAUGAAGAUUGGCUGCACUUGACUGGCCUUAUCCAUGAUCUUGGGAAGGUGCUUCUUCUUCCUAGCUUUGGGGAGCUUCCUCAAUGGGCUGUUGUUGGUGACACAUUCCCAGUUGGCUGUGCUUUUGACCAAGCCAAUGUUCAUCACAAGUAUUUCAAGGAAAAUCCUGACUACUAUAAUCCUGCUUACAACACCAAAUUUGGAGUUUACUCAGAGGGAUGUGGACUCGAAAAUGUAAUGAUGUCGUGGGGGCAUGACGACUACAUGUAUUUGGUGGCCAAGGAGAAUAAUUGUACUCUACCCUCAGCAGCUCUGUUCAUCAUUAGAUACCACUCAUUCUAUGCUUUACACAAGGCAGGAGCAUAUAAGCACUUAAUGAACGAAGAAGAUGUCGAAAAUCUGAACUGGCUUCAAGUAUUCAACAAGUAUGACCUUUACAGCAAGAGCAAGGUACGGAUUGAUGUUGAGAAGGUGAAGCCAUACUAUCUCUCUCUCAUUGAAAAGUACUUCGCUUCCAAGCUAAGAUGGUGA
This is a messenger RNA of Prunus armeniaca (apricot), 930 nucleotides long. NCBI's taxonomy places the organism in Eukaryota, Viridiplantae, Streptophyta, Magnoliopsida, Rosales, Rosaceae. The record is from the annotation of a GenBank genome assembly.